This is a messenger RNA of Tricharina praecox, 6246 nucleotides long. RefSeq lists its product as uncharacterized. The transcript has 4 exons. The record is from RefSeq and is a predicted model, not a curated record. Gene Ontology annotation, cellular component: nucleoplasm. Bases 417 to 6008 code for a protein of 1863 amino acids. NCBI's taxonomy places the organism in Eukaryota, Fungi, Ascomycota, Pezizomycetes, Pezizales, Pyronemataceae.
AAGUCUAUUCUACAGCCGCGGAAACGACUCGUUCGCUCGUAAACCCUCUAAUAUUGUUUUUAUAGUGGGCGAACGAUAUACCCAAUCAUUUCCAAUAGCUUCCACUGAAGCCCGUUGUAUCUGCUAGUCCCCGUGGUGCGAUCCUAUAAUCGAGAAGAGGUUAGUUUACCGCCCUACUUUGUCUCACACGGAUUUCCCCAGCCCGUCCUGGUUAAGCACGCACACGACACAAUGCCCCAUCUCGCAUCACUCGCGUUCAGUUCGUGAUGGUAGACUGACAGUCGUGCAAGCGAAUUGAAGGGGCCCGAGUACGCACAUCUCUAUUGUGUGUACUCCCCCGAAGAUUCCAGCGUGCUUGUUUUUCCGUUUUCGUUUUAUUGAUUCAUUUUUCUUAAGACUGCAAUUACGAGUUCCACAUGAUCGGUAGAUCUGUGACCCGCGCAUCAAGAGAAGCUGACUCUCAAGCUGCACCGCCUAGAGCUCCCACUCCUCCAACGAGAACAGCUUCGGCGAGUCCCGAAGUCCGUGUUCACCGGCGCUCUUCGCCCAGAGAAUCCAGUGGCAUGAGCAAUAGCAAUAUGGCUGCUCCACUUGGAUCACAUUCUCCAAUGUCGAGUUCGAGCGCAUUGGUCUCACGGCCAACGGAAGAAGAGGAGUUCUCGGACGAGCCCAGAGAAGACUCCGGCAACUCCAGGUCUUCGUCGAAAUCCCCCCCAGGCUCCUCCUCCGGCAGUGGGGCAGUGCGGCACCAUACGGCAUAUUUCCCUCCAACCCCUCCGUACUCAAAUGGCUCGCCGAGAGAGUACGCCCCUGCACCUUCGUACGGCUCAUCGAGAGGUGUCCAUAGAGUCGAACGAGUGGCCCCAGAAUUCAAUGGCCACUACCCAGCACCCCAACAAUACUCGCCACAUCCACAACAGGCGCCACAUCCAGGCCAAGGCCAACAGCCACAAUACACGCGGAGACCGCUAUACCACCAACGGAUACACAGCAACAGUUCUCCCCCCGUAUCCAACUUUGCGCCUACACGUCCCGGCUAUGGCGGCGGCAGCUCAGGAUACGGCCGACGGAUGAGCGGCUUCGGCGGCGGCCGGUCUCCAUCCGAUUUGGGCGGCGAAAUGGAUUUGGAGCGAAUCGAUCACCGCGGACAUGCGCAGUACGGUAAUGGGGGAUAUGGGAUGAUGGACGACGCCGGCCCAGAGUUCGGUGCCGGUCCGUUGUCGCCUCCCAUGGGCAUGGGCGGUUUUGGCGGCGAUCCGCAUGAGAACCUUGCUGCUAUCAUUGCGCGUGCUGGUGGCGCACUUUCGUCGCUUUCUCUGUCGAUACCCUCCCUACACCAGCUGUGUGAUCGUCACCGGGCCGUCACGGCGGAGCUGGAUCACUACGGACGCAUCAUCGAGGAGCAGGAUAUUCAGCUCAAGGAGCUUCUCGGAAAGGAGAAGCAGCUAGAACAGCUCAAGAAGAGUAUGGAGCACCUGUCCGGCGUCCAUACCGCUGAGAUCAACACGCUCCGCAACCGGAUUUUCGAUAUGGAGCGGGAGAUUAAACUGUUGAAGGAAGCUGCAGAUGUCAUGGAGAAGGAGCGGCUGGAUCUCGAGGAACGAGUUGAGGUCGAGAGGCAACGACUUAACGAGGGUUUCGAGGAGUGGAAGAAAGAGGCGGCGGAGGCCCAUGAAGUCACGGUCAGGGAGAUGCAGGAGAAACAUGAACGAUGCCUCACGGACCGGGAUGGGCUUCAUGAAGUGGCCCUGAAAGAGACUGCAGAGAGUCAUUUCUCCCUGGUCGAAGCGAAGGACAUCACCCACGCAAAAGCCAUCGAAGAGAAGGAAGUUGCCCAUCUCGUUCUGCUGCAAGAGCAGGAGGCAAGCCACGAACUUCAAAAGACCGAACUCGUCACCGCCCACGACCAGGAACUUUCUUCCAUCGAAGGAGCCCACAAGACAAAACUGGAGGAGCUCGAAGCAACCCACGGCAAGAUCGUCACGGAACUCAACCUCCAGUUCGGAGAGGAGAAAGAUGCCCUGCAGGAACAGCUCCAGGCCGAGAAACUCGAGAUCGAGGCUGCAUUCGCCGCCGAGAAGAAGACCCUCCUGGAUGAAUUCGACGCGAAAAUGAACGCAUUUUCUGAUGAGCUUGCGGCUGUGAAGAAAGGCCUCGAGGACUCUCAUGCCAUAGAGACGAUUUCCAUGAAGGAGGCGUUCUCCACCGAGCGCACCACCCUCGAGGAACAACGUGAAAGCGAGAAGAACGAAAUGCAAGCUGCAUUCGAGAUUGAGAAGGAGGAGAUGAAGAACGCAUUCAUCCACGAGAAAGAGAGUAUGGAGCAGAAGUUCGUCGAGGAGAAGAAGGCUAUGGAGGAGAGCUUCGCCAUCGAGAAGAAAGAGAUCGAGAAGGUUUUCCAGGAAGAGAAGGACGAGCUCCUCGGCACCUUUGAUUUCGCGAAAGCUGCUUGGGCAGAAGAGAAGGAGCGGAUGAUAUCCGAGUGGGAAGCGGAAAAACUCCGGAUGGCCACAGAGUUCACCGAGAUGAAGAAGAGCCUCGAGGACGACAAGGAGAACCUCGAAAGCGGCAAGAAGACGCUCGAAAUCGAGAAAGCAGCCCUCGAGUCACUCCGGGAUCAGCUCGAAGAGCGGGUCUCUAGCCUCGAGACCAUCAAGGCCAGCCUCGAAGCCGAGAAAGAAAAUCUCGUCACUAAGAACAACGAGUUCUCCGCUGAGCGGACCAGGCUCGAUGGGAUCAUCCAGAACCUACAGAACACUCUCGACUCCAUGCAGAAGGACAAUCGGAAACUGAUCGAGACGCUGAAGAAGAUUGCCGAAGAAGAAGAGGGUGGUGAGAUCAGGAGCCGAGGUGACGGGUACUACAUUGAUGCCUUCAAAAAGCUCACACGAGAUAUCAUUGAUAUCUCGUAUGAAUUUACUUGCCUUCCCAUUGCACCUUCAAAUCGGGUGCUUGCGGAACUCCCUGUUGGCCUUCCCUCGAUGCUGAACAACAGUGACGCCUCGGCGAUCCUGCGGCAAGCAUACGUGCAACACACCAUCAGCAAAUAUCUAUGCUACCGCAUCUUCCAGCCCUUCCUCUUCUCCUUGGGCAAGCGCUACGACAAAGCCGAUACAUUGUUCCAAGCUAUGUCCAACCAGCUACGGGAGAAGAGCACACGCAAGGAAGCCGUAUGGCGGCACUACACACUCCUCGCCGGGUACACCACCUACAACGCGAAGAAGAACCAGCAAGUCGCGGCAGCAGCUGUGAUCGAAGAGAUCGCUUCAUACGUCAAGCCCUUUGCGGAUCCGAGCAAGAUGGACGUCGUCACAUCCGGAAUCACCCGUAUCGUCAAGUACGCCGUCGAGACCUGGCGCUACGCCCGGAUGGAGCGUGAGAUCAUCACGGCCAGUAUGAGUGUCGACGACACCGACGCCGACUGGUGGACCGCCCAUGAAUACGCCACCAAGCUACCGUACUCGGCCGACUCGGCACUCACCAACCUGCAGACCCGCACCGGUACCAAGGAGGUUGUGAUCCCGUUGAUUCCGGUCUUCCAUCGCGAGGGGACAUUGCCGUCGCUGCACCGCCCAACCGCCGUCCUCGACGAUGGCCGCGUCUUUAGUAAGGGUGUGGUUUUGUACUCCGACUGCCUGCCCGUUCUGCAUCGCAAGUAUGAGCUGGGAGAGUUGCAAGGCGUCCUCAACGAGCUGAAGGUGGAGAGCGCAGAGAAAGAGGCUGCAGCUGCCGAGGCGAAAGAGGCGGAACAGAAGAAGGUGGUAAAGUUUGAAGAGGAGAAACUUGCCAGAGAGCGCCAAGCGGCGGAGGCAAAGGCGGAGGACGAACGGUUGGCAAAGGCUGUCGAAAUCGCCAAGAAGGCGGCCGAGGAGAAGGCCGAUGCUGAGGUCAAGGCCGCCGAGGAAGCUGCGAUCGCCGAAGCCGAAGCCGAAGCCGAGAAGGCUCGUGUUGAGGCCGCCAAAGUCGAAGCCGAAGCAGCAGCCGCCCAGGAAGCUGAAGCUGCCCGUGUCGCUGCCGAAGAGGCCGAAGCCGAGGCCGAGAAGGCGCGCAUUGUCGCCGAAGAAGCCGAGGCGGUUCGCAUCGCUGCCGAAGAGACCGCCCGAGCCGAGGCCGAGGCCGAGAAGGAACGCCUUGCUCUCGAAAAGGCCGAAGCCGAGGUCGAAGCCGAGAAGGAACGCCUUGCUUUCGAAGAAGCUAAAGUCGAGGCCGAGAAGGCGCGAAUUAUCGCCGCCGAAGCUGCAGCAUCCGCAGCCGCCACCGACCUCGAACGUGAAGCACGGGAAGAGCUCGCGCGAGCCAUGGCUGAUAAUGACGCGAUGGGCCCACAGGCGACAGACGAUGACGGCAUGGUUACCGAAGCAGAGAUGGCAGCCAUCGAGGCAGCGAUCGAGUCGGCUGUCUACGAGAGGAUGGCGCCCGUGCCUAGUGUUAUUGGGGGAGUUGACAUCUCAGAAGACGAAGAUGAUCUCGUCGAGGAGAGCCAAGGCGGCGUGCAAGUGGAGGCUGAGAUGGUUGAGGAAGAGGAUGAGGUUAAAGAGGAGGUGGCAGUCGCGCCCAUGGACAUUUUAGUGGACGAGGACCAGGAGAAGCGAGAUGAGCAAGAUGACGUCGAGGAAAUGAACGUCGAGGUAACGGAGCAGGAACUCACGGAAGAGCCAAAAGAGGACCCUAUCGUCGUUGUCUCUGAGGAGGCCGAGGUGGAGAAGAACGAGGAGGUGAUCGUGGAGGAAGUCAGCGAGGAAAAGAAGGACUUGGAAGAUGAGGAGGAGGUCGCCACGGUCGAGGUCGCUGCUGGGGAAGCCAUUCUGGAAGAUACGAUUGCUAAGGCUAUCGACGAGACCGCUGCUAUCGACGAGACCGCCACCGUUCCCGAGGUCAUCGCCGAAGACGUCGGUUCCGAGGCUGAAGCUGUCGUCGAUGUUGCCCCAGAGCCUGAAGUUGUCGUCGAGGCUGCUAUUCCCGAAAGCAACACCAAGGCUGUCAUCUCCGAGGACAUCGCACCGGAAGUCGAAGUUAACGCGGCCAUUACUCCCGAGGUUGCUGCUAUCGAGAAGGCCACUAUCGAGGUGGUCGCCGCUGAAGACGUCGCUCUCGAGACUGCCACUCCGAAGGUUGAGGCUGUCUUCGAGGCUGUCGUUUCCGAGGACAUCGCACCGGAAGUCAAAGCUGCCGUAGCCGCUAUUCCCGAGGCCGAAGUUGUCACCGAGGCCGAAGUUGUCGAGGCCGUCGUUCCCGACAGUUUCACCGAGGCUGUAAUCACCGAUGCCAUCGCUCCGGAGGUCGAAGUCGUUGAGGCCGCUAACCCCGAGGCUGUCGUUUCCGAGGCCGAAGUUGCCGUUCCUGAAGUCACUGCCCCGGAGGCUGAAGCCGUCGAGACCGUUUCUUCCGAGCCGGAUACGAUAGUCGCCGAAGCCGUAGAAGAAACCGCCAUCGAGGUUACCGCUCCAGAGGCCAUCAUUGAGGCUGUCGCUGUCGAUACCGAGACUGUUGAGCCCGUUGCUCCCGAGGCUGCUGUCGUUGAGGAUGUCGCCACGGAGGCUGCCGCCCCAGAGGCCGAAGUGGUUGCCGUCGAAACCGACGUUUCCCCGGCUAUCACUCCCGAGGUUGAGGCUGUUGAGACCGUUGCUCCCGAGGCCGCCGCUGUCGAGGCUGUUCCCGAGGCCGCCUCCGAUGCUGUCACCAAGGAAGUCGAAGCCGAGCUGGAAGCCAUUUCGACCCCCGAGCCAACUGUUGAAGCACCCACGGCCAUCGCCGAAGAGACGUCAUCCCUGGCCAUUGACGUAGAGGCAGCCACCACCGCUGCAGCCACCUCACCGCCGCGGUCUCCACCACGCUCACCAGUGAUGCCACCAGCGAUGCCAGUGAUCGCCGAAGAAGCUGAAGAAGAAGCGGAAGCCGCCGGCAGCCGCACCCCCACGCUGUCAAGGAAGUCCUCGAUUCCAGUGGCGAUCAACUCCACUUCGGCGCCCAACAAGAAGGGCAGGAAGAAGAGGGGAGGGAAGAAAUGAGUUAGUGUGAACCAUGAGAGGGAGUUUGUAUGAUUUUUGGCGUUACUUUUAUCUGUUUUUGGGACGGUUUUUUGGGUGGCGGGGUGUUCGGUGUGCUGCAUAUUUAUUUUUCUCUACUCUACUCUAUCAUGAUUUACGGAGCCUUUUACUUUGGGCGUGUGGUUGAAUUUCAUAAUGUGUUUCUGUAUAUCCUAUGUAGCUGGUGCUGAAAAGAAUACACGUCUACAUCCUACUUCAA